AUGGCUGACGUUGCAAUGGCCGACCACCUUCAGGCAGACUCUCUACUACCUGGUCCGAUCUGGCGGUACCCCAACGCUGUACAAGAGGCUUGCCUGCAAGGCCAUAUUCUUCUCAUUCACGAUAUGUCAAAUACAACAACACCUACGCAUCCCGGGCGCGGUAUGCCUGUGCCCGGGAUCGAUACAAAACAAGCUGCGUCGCUCUCAUUCAGCGGUUGGCCCUUGACGCCACCGCAGUCGGCCAACGAGUCGAGAAGACCAUCGCUGGCAUUCUCUUCGUUAUCAGAUGCCUCUGCAUCAGGCCCGUCUUCGAUAGCGGACUUCUCGCAACCCUCAACGCCUGUGCACAGCAUGGUUCAGGAAAGCUUUGCUCAGCAUUGGAACGAAGGCGCUGAGGUGCAAGGAAGACCUAUGAACAGCUUCAGCGAUGGAUGUGCACUCGGUCAAAUGCCGCCGAUGUUUCAGCCAUUAUACCAUCAAUCAGCGAUGGGCAGUGCUCCGUCAUUGGAGGCGCCUGUAUACGCGCACCAGCACAACUUCAACGCUCAACAGUCACCGCUUCGACACGAAGCCUGGUCGAGCUCGAAUCAAUCUUCUCUGGGCAUCAACACGAACGCUCCGGGUCUUAGAACGACCCUAUUCCAGAACAGUACUGGCCUGAACCAAGAGCGUGUGUCCGCUUCAAUGUACAACAAUCCAUCGCCUACCGCUCCGAGUCUUGGACAAUCUGUGUUUCCUAACUAUGACCACGGAGGGCCAGUCGUCUCUCCCUCGAUGUUUCGCGCUCCUCACACGGUUGUCCCGUCCCAACUCAGUCCUCAAGAGGACUACCCUAUGGACUCGUACGUUCCAUGCAAAGUCGAGACCAUGGGCCAGGACUUCGGGUCCAGUUUCGAUUCAGCCGGUACAGAGUACAGUGGCUGGGAAGCUGUCGGGCAACAAUCUCCUCAUGACCAAUACUUUGCUCACUCAGAUGAAGACGACUACGUCAUCGUCAAGCAUGAAUCGCUGGUCACUCCUUCUCGGACCCCAUACCGAUCGCAUCGGUAUAUGCAGCAAACUUCCAGCCCAGACCGCGUACGGCCACGCUCUUCAAAGCGUACCAGCAAGGGUCAUGCCGCCGGCAAAGUCUGGGCCGAGUACGAAGGGACCUACUGUUCCGUCCGCUGCGAAGGCAAGCCCUUCGAAUUCGAUGUAGAUGGCCGUAUUGUCACUCAGCCAACUAUCGAACGCAAGCCCCAUCACUGUCAAGUGGUAGUGAAUGGCAAAGCUUGCGGUGCCAGCUUCGAGAGAAGCGAACACCUCAAGCGCCAUAUGGGCAAGCACACAAACAAGCGCGACUACCCGUGUCCGCUGGACUCCUGCAACAAGGCCAUCGGCAGGCCAGACAACGCUUCUGACCACUUCAAGACCCACCUCAAGCCUCCUGGCAAGGGCAAACGCAACAAGCACUGUGACUGGGAGACUCUCGAGACUGCCAUCUUGGAGCAGUACCCCGAGAAGAAGUCCACCAAGCUUCUCGCGAAUUUGAGAAAAUGGAUGGAGGCUGAGAACGAGAAAGCUUUCGAUGAGCAGCAGGAGCUUAUGCGACGUUGA
This is a messenger RNA of Pseudocercospora fijiensis CIRAD86, 1596 nucleotides long. RefSeq lists its product as uncharacterized. NCBI's taxonomy places the organism in Eukaryota, Fungi, Ascomycota, Dothideomycetes, Mycosphaerellales, Mycosphaerellaceae. The transcript has 3 exons. The record is from RefSeq and is a predicted model, not a curated record. Gene Ontology annotation, molecular function: DNA-binding transcription factor activity, RNA polymerase II-specific; RNA polymerase II cis-regulatory region sequence-specific DNA binding. Gene Ontology annotation, biological process: regulation of transcription by RNA polymerase II. Gene Ontology annotation, cellular component: chromatin. The coding region runs from base 1 to 1596 and encodes 531 amino acids.